GAUAAAAUCGGAAUUAUUCUGAGAGACGUUAAAACACAACAAACAACGGAUUUUCAUUUUUUUUUCGUGGGUGUUCGUCAAGCUUUAAGUUUUUCGCGAAUUCAUUCAGUGGUAAUUCAGUAGAAAAGAAAAGUGUUUAUUUUGCGAAGAAUAGAAAAAAAUUGUUCAUGGAGCUUCUUGGGUGAUUUCAAUUCCAAUAAAUCCAGCAAUGAUACUCUCAAGAGCAAAACCGGCACUAUCAGAUGCCUCCAGAAAGCCCAUAGCUCGAAAAGACAUUCCAAAGCUCGAGGAAUUCCUAGAAAAACGUGAUUAUGCAGGUGCUCUGGCGCUAAUCGAGUUCAAUGCCAACAGUAGCAAUGCUCUUGAGACUGAAACCUGGAUUGGCUACUGUGCGUUCCACUUAGGGGACUAUAAAAGAGCUGCUAGUGUGUACGAGGGUCUAACGAAGAAAGACAAAGCUCCAGCCGAUGUGUCCACGAACUUGGCCUGUUGCUACUUCUACCUCGGAAUGUAUCCAGAAGCUAAAGAAGCUCUCAGCAAUGCCCCGGAGAGCAGUCUCAAGACUAGACUUUUAUUUCACUUGUCCCAUAAAAUGGGAGACGAGAAUACCCUUCUGGAGUACCAUGAGAAGCUGAGGGACAUCAUUGAGGAUCAGCUCUGUCUCGCCUCGAUUCAUUAUCUCAGGGCACAUUAUCAGGAAGCUAUUGAUAUCUAUAAAAAAAUUCUUCUUGACAAUAGGGAUUAUUUAGCUUUGAAUGUUUACGUAGCUCUCUGCUACUACAAGUUAGACUACUACGACGUCGCACAAGAGGUCCUUCAAGUGUACCUCCAAAAAUACCCUGACAGUGCUAUCGCGAUAAAUCUGAAAGCCUGCAAUCAUUUUCGUUUAUACGAUGGAAACACUGCGCAGGCCGAGAUGAGGCAGUUGGUGGAGAAGACAGCAUCUACGUACAGCUUCGGGCAUGACUUGAUUCGACAUAACAUUGUGGUCUUCAGAGAUGGAGAGGGAGCUCUGCAGGUCCUUCCCGCCUUAGUAGACGUAAUACCGGAAGCAAGACUCAACCUCGUUAUUUAUUAUUUAAAACAAAAUGAUAUUCAAGAGGCAUACGAUUUAAUUAAGGACCUGGAGCCAGCAGUUCCUCAGGAAUACAUUCUGAAAGGGACUGUUCAUGCACUAAUUGCUCAGGAGACCGGCUCUAGAGAUAGCAUCAAGGUAGCUCAACAAUAUUUCCACCUCGUGGGCUCAUCAGCCUCCGAAUGUGACACAAUUCCAGGAAGACAUUGCAUGGCUGCCUGUUUCUUUCUUCGCCGACAGUUCGAAGAAGUUCUCGUGUACCUCAAUUCCAUCAAAACUUAUUUUUCCAAUGAUGAUAGCUUCAAUUUUAAUUACGCCCAGGCGCAGACAGCCUCGGGGUAUUUCAAAGAGGCUGAGGAGGCUUUUCUGAUGAUCAGGACUGAGCGAUACCGGAAUGAUUAUGUUUAUACUAGUCUACUGGCUUAUUGCUUUAUAAUGAAUAAAAAGGCUCAACUAGCUUGGGACUUGUAUCUAAAGAUGGACACAUCGACUCAGUCAUUUAAUCUACUUCAGUUAAUCGCCAACACUUGCUACAGACUUGGAGAAUUUUGGUAUGCAGCCAAGGCUUUCGAUAUGUUGGACAGAAUGGAUCCAUCGCCGGAAUACUGGGAGGGUAAACGAGGAGCUUGCUGUGGGACUUUUCAGUAUAUUGUGGCUGAAAAACAUCCCAAAGAAAUGGUGUCGGAAGUCAUUCAACUCCUUAGAAAUACUACAAACUCUCAGGUGGAGCAGAUUAUUCGAGUCAUGAGGAAAUGGGGAAAAGAUCACAGAGUGAAUUGUUAAAAUUCAAUUGUGUAAUUUCAUCGUAAUUAAUAACGUCAUCCAUUCAUUAGCCUUAUUUAUACUAAGACAUGUAAUAAAAUUGAAUAACUUAAAUACUGAUGUUCGAAUACCGACAUUGUUUACGGCAAUAGAGAAUCAUUGCCUUCCACAAGAUGUUACAGCCUGAUAAAUAAUUUUAUCAUCACUCAAAACAAAUGUCUUAUCACAGCAAUCAGCGAAGAGUGGAGAUACUCAAGUCUUUCUCACGCACAAAUUCCAAUCAUCAAAAAGAAUACAGACCUAGCCAUCAUGAUUUACGGUGACUAAUCUCACAAAUCGAAUUUUUUUUAUUGAGAGUCAGUGAAUAAUGUCGCCCUGAACUUAUUAUGUGGCGCACAGUUGUUGGCAAACGUUCGAUUUAGUUGGUGUACGUCGUAUCGUAAAUAAAAGCUGUUAUAAUUGGUUUCUGUCAUGUGACGAUCACACGACGUGUCACCGACGUGUCAUAAAAAUUUUA
Diachasmimorpha longicaudata is the source of this 2354-nucleotide messenger RNA. RefSeq names its product intraflagellar transport protein 56 (gene Ttc26). Gene Ontology annotation, cellular component: ciliary base; intraciliary transport particle B; ciliary basal body. The record is from RefSeq and is a predicted model, not a curated record. Gene Ontology annotation, molecular function: protein binding; intraciliary transport particle B binding. Gene Ontology annotation, biological process: intraciliary anterograde transport; intraciliary transport involved in cilium assembly. Lineage: Eukaryota; Metazoa; Arthropoda; Insecta; Hymenoptera; Braconidae. The transcript has 7 exons. Bases 209 to 1858 code for a protein of 549 amino acids.